AGUUCAGCAGGCAGGCAGCUGGGAUAGAGUCAUGCUGCGGCUCCUCCUUCUGGUGGCCCUCUCGGCCAGUGCCCUGGGCCAUGACUACGGGUACGGCCACGGGUAUGGAAGUAUCAACUUGAGGCCCUACUGGCACGCCAGGUACCUGGCUCCGAUCCGCCUGCGUUACCCGGGCAUCACCGACUCUACCGCCAGUUACAUCGCGUACUACAUCCUAAACUACCCGUCCCGGCUGAUCUUGCCCCACCUCCGUCUGCAGAAUAUCGUCUACGGGAGGCCGGUGCCGGUUCAAUACUGGGUCACCUACAUCACCUCGCUGAUCGACCUGCUGCCACCUGUGUUCUAUCAAGGCACAUACGGCUCCCAUCUGAGCACCUAUGUGAACCAGUACUACCCAGGCGUUGUCAACAGCGGGCUGUACUUGAGCCACCUGGCGCUGUGCGACAUCUACUUUGCCAACCACCUUCUGGCACCCAUCUCCUGGAACGCGUUCAGAGGCUUCUACGGCCAGUACGUCCUCCAUCACGGCCACGGCAAUGCGUUCCCGGCGCUGGGUGUGAUUGCGUCCCGCCUGAGUGGCUACAACUAUGGGGUGGACAGGUACUUCCGCAGGAUCAGCCUUCCUUCUCUCCUGCAUGGGAAGAACCACAUCCGGUUCCCGACGCUGCCCGUGUUCCGCCCGUCGUCGCUCGUGUACCAGCGGAUCACGCAGCGUGGCGUGUACCGGUACGUGAAUAGCUACUACCCGUACGGCUGGUCGCGCUACAUCAACCGGCUCAGGUCGUACAAGUUCCCCACGACGACGACCAUCUCCACCUCUUCGUCAUACUUCAGUGGGCUGCCGCACCUGUCCUUCCUGACCAGCCCGGUCAUCCAGCGUGACCUGAUCUCCGUGCUGCGUCUCGCUUCUCCAGCUACCCGUCCGGUAUCAUCUACAGCAAGAGGUUGCGGUUCCCCACCUUCGUCCGUGGUUUCCUCCGCCAAUGUGACGUGA
Messenger RNA from Pollicipes pollicipes, 994 nucleotides. RefSeq lists its product as uncharacterized. The record is from RefSeq and is a predicted model, not a curated record. Bases 32 to 994 code for a protein of 320 amino acids. The transcript is spliced from 7 exons. NCBI's taxonomy places the organism in Eukaryota, Metazoa, Arthropoda, Thecostraca, Pollicipedomorpha, Pollicipedidae.